AUGGAAGAGUCGGAGGAAUUUGUAAAGAAAGAAGUUGCGGCCGAACUGAAAGAACUAAAAUUAGAUGACCUAUUCAGACUUGGCAAGUACACGACGUUAGUGUCUAUAACGGCAGAAUUUUUGAUUUUAAUGCAGUUGGGCAACAUGUUCUACAUGAUGUAUGCUGGUAGGUUUUGAGCUGUUUAUGUUACUCUAUCCUACUUCACUUUAUUCUACUCUGCUUUAACGUACCUUACCCUUCCGUACCAUACAUUAUCUAAGUUGUCCUGAGAGGGGGCACAGAAUUAGUUGAACAACUUAAUAUAUUGCUAUAUUACCCUUACUUGACCUUGUACUCUAUCCUAACAUAUGCUCCUUAUAGGCGUAGAACCAGGCCUAAUAAAAUGUGGCACAGUAGACCUCCAGAACAUAACACAUCGUAACGAUCGCUGCGCAGCUUACCUUGCCGCUCGCAGUAAACAAAACUGUGUGCCAGAGUUUUCGAUACAAUUUAACAGUAUCAGUUCCGACUGGUCGUAUAUAUGCUCUGAUGUACGACAAGUAAAGAGUAGUAUAUCGUGGCAAAUGCUGGCUGUCAUACCUGGCUCAGUGAUCUUCGGUCAGUUAUCUGACCUGUACGGUCGAAGAAGAAUAAUGUUGAUAGCUAUCAUUGGAUGUAUAAUAUCAAUGGUACUCACAACUUACACUACCGACUUGUUCUGGUUUACCAUUGUGAGAUCGAGUACACAGUUGUUCAAUGGGGGUCUUAUGGCCAUUCAAAUGGUAUUUACAGUUGAGAAUCUACCUAAAAACCAUCGCUUUUGGCUGACAAAUCUGAUCACCUGGUCGCCCAAUAUGAUUAUCUUUGCUGGAAUGGCAUGGUACACUUAUAACUGGAGGCAUCUGUCUCUUCUGAUGGCUGCUUUGGCUGUGCCUGCUUGGGGCUUCUUGUUGUAGGUAUUACAUAUAUCUUUAUCUCGAACAUAUGCAAUGUAAACCUACAUAUACCAAUAUGAAUACAUAAACCUACCUUUCAGUUUCUUAUCAGAAUCGCCUCGUUUUCUGCUUCAGAAGCAUCGCUACGAUGAAGCCAAACGUACUCUACAGCGUAUCGCUCGUAUCGAUGGUGUUGUGCUGGCUGAGCAAGUUCUCGACCGUGUAGUCGAGAGCGAGAAGGCCCUUUUGGCACAGAAACGAAAGAAACGAUACUCGUUUGCACACCUCUUCUAUACCUGCAAACUGACGCGGUAUACCUUGGCAUUGGCCUUUACUCUGUAAGUAAUUACACCUUUUUUGAAACCUGAAGGGUCGCUACUUCGUAUUUUACAAAAUCAUACAGAUUUCUAAAAUUUAAAGACCUUACUUGUAGGUUAACCACCAGUAUGUUAAACUACUCCCUCUUGUUCAACAUGGAGAAGCUGAGUGGCUCCAUCUACCUGAACACCAUCUUCAUGGGUAUCUUCAGGUAUGGAGUCAACUUUGCUGCCAUUAUCGCUGACAAACGCUACAAAUGGUUGGGCAGAAAGGCGAUCCAUGGUCUAUCAGAAGUGGUAUCCAUCAUUGCUCUUAUACUACUGAUUACAGUAUACGUACUUGACGUACAAGCUCAAGUACGAACGUUGAUAACAUGUAUCAUCAUCCUGGUUAUGGGUAUGUCAACCUUGAUGUAUGUGACGACUGGUAUGUUGGCUAGUGAGCUGUUCCCGACUGGAAUCAGGAACAUAUCGUUCUCGUUUGGGCAGGUGUUCUCGAGGCUGGGGGUCGUGGUCGCUCCACAGUUAUUCUUCUUGGUAUGUUGGACUAUAAUACUUAUAUAUAUUUUACACCAAGAUAAUAUUUUACAAAGUGUGUAUAUAUCACAUACCAAGUUUUCAUCUGUUUAAUACUAUUUAAAAUUCGUCAAAAAUAUUGUUGUAGGCCGACAUCUGGAGCCCCUUACCUUAUGUAGCCCUUCUCGCCUUGUGUUCUAUUGACUUUAUCGUAUUCUACUUCAACACAGAAGAGACCAAAGGCAAGCCGAUGCCAGAAUCCAUGCCUCCAAGAGAGGAAAGCUGGCUCAGUCGAAAGAAAAUCGACCAAGAGCUUAUGGAUAUUGAGAAACGAGACAUUGCCGGUUGA
Molecule: messenger RNA, 2097 nt
Organism: Bursaphelenchus okinawaensis
Lineage: Eukaryota; Metazoa; Nematoda; Chromadorea; Rhabditida; Aphelenchoididae
Source: the annotation of a GenBank genome assembly